This is a messenger RNA of Coccidioides posadasii C735 delta SOWgp, 1878 nucleotides long. RefSeq lists its product as uncharacterized. The record is from RefSeq and is a predicted model, not a curated record. Gene Ontology annotation, biological process: glycolytic process. Gene Ontology annotation, cellular component: phosphopyruvate hydratase complex. Lineage: Eukaryota; Fungi; Ascomycota; Eurotiomycetes; Onygenales; Onygenaceae. Gene Ontology annotation, molecular function: magnesium ion binding; phosphopyruvate hydratase activity.
CCUCAAACAGUCACAACUGUUGACGCCUACCUCCCUCUCCCCUACCUCCUGCGUUUUGUGCCCCUCAGCCCCGCCCUCGCCUCUCCCACAUCUCUCCUCUGUAGCCCGCGCAAAUAUACUCAAUCGAAGCCACCAUUACCACGAUCAAAUUGUUGUUCCAGUACAUCCUUAAAAGUCUCAAAAAAAGAGAAAGUGUCACUUGAGUGGUGUUUGCUUCAAGAGGCUGUUGUUGAAAGCUUGAACAUUUUCGGCCGUUCGGUGAAGAAGGGUCUGAAAAGGCCUCAACAGAACACAACACACACCACUUUCCAAUUCUUCGCUUGUGCUCGGAAUCUCACGACCAUUUCACUAAUCAAGGCUGCUCUCAUCGUCAAAUUCCAACGUUAACCUUCAUCCCAGGAUGGCGAUCACAAAGAUCCACGCUAGAUCGGUCUACGACUCCCGUGGCAACCCCACCGUGGAGGUCGACGUCGUCACUGAGACUGGCCUUCACCGUGCCAUUGUUCCAUCCGGCGCCUCCACUGGCCAGCAUGAGGCUUGUGAGCUCCGUGAUGGUGACAAGACUCACUGGCUCGGAAAGGGUGUCUUGAAGGCUGUCAAGAACGUCAACGAGGUCAUUGGCCCCGCCGUCAUCAAGGAGAACAUUGACGUGAAGGACCAAUCCAAGGUCGACGAAUUCUUGAACAAGCUGGAUGGUACCGCCAACAAGUCCAACCUUGGUGCCAACGCCAUCCUUGGUGUCAGUCUGGCUAUCGCAAAGGCUGGUGCUGCUGAGAAGGGCGUUCCACUUUACGCGCACGUCUCCGAUCUUGCCGGGACCAAGAAGCCAUACGUCCUUCCCGUACCAUUCCAGAAUGUCCUUAACGGGGGUUCCCAUGCUGGUGGCCGCCUCGCCUUCCAGGAAUUCAUGAUUGUUCCAUCUGCCGCCCCUUCUUUCUCUGAGGCCCUUCGCCAGGGCUCCGAAGUCUACCACAAGCUCAAGGCACUUGCCAAGUCCAAAUAUGGCCAGUCUGCUGGCAAUGUUGGUGACGAGGGUGGUGUCGCUCCCGAUAUCCAAACUCCCGAGGAAGCUCUCGACUUGAUCGCCGAGGCCAUCGAGCAGGCAGGUUAUACCGGCAAGGUAAAAAUUGCCCUCGACGUUGCAUCCAGCGAGUUCUACAAGCCGGAGGAGAAGAAAUACGACCUUGACUUCAAAAACCCUAACAGCGAUAAGAGCAAGUGGGUCACAUAUGAGGAGCUCAGCGAUCUCUAUAAGAAGUUGGCCAGCAAGUACGACAUCGUCAGCAUUGAGGAUCCCUUCGCCGAAGACGACUGGGAGGCGUGGAGCUACUUCUUCAAAACCUCUAACAUGCAAAUCGUCGCGGAUGACCUUACUGUCACCAACCCCAUCCGCAUCAAGAAGGCCAUUGACCUCAAGGCAUGCAAUGCUCUGUUGCUCAAAGUGAACCAGAUCGGCACCUUGACCGAAUCCAUCCAGGCCGCUAAGGACUCGUACGCUGACGGCUGGGGUGUGAUGGUAUCUCACCGUUCCGGUGAGACCGAGGACGUCACCAUUGCCGACAUUGUCGUCGGACUGCGCUCUGGCCAGAUCAAGACUGGCGCCCCUGCCCGGUCCGAGCGUCUUGCCAAGCUGAACCAGAUCCUCCGCAUCGAGGAAGAGCUUGGUUCCAGCGCUGUCUAUGCUGGAGAGAACUUCCGCACUGCAGUAAACCUGUAAGAAAAUGAAUAAAAAAUAAAAGAGAUGAAGGACGGAAAAGAACGAAUCGAAUCGAAAUCCGGUAGUCAAUACGGAGUACAUCCGCGAAAUAGCUAAGAAUUUGUAUCAAAAUAAGGAACGUGUUUUGCCUUUAAAUUAGGAAAUUGAAGCCUCACAACAUU